Molecule: messenger RNA, 1829 nt
Organism: Zerene cesonia (dogface butterfly)
Lineage: Eukaryota; Metazoa; Arthropoda; Insecta; Lepidoptera; Pieridae
Product: protein obstructor-E-like
Exons: 6
Coding region: 167-922 (251 amino acids)
Cellular component (GO): extracellular region
Molecular function (GO): chitin binding
Source: RefSeq, a predicted model, not a curated record
ACCUUAGCGAAACAAGAGUGGUAAGUGACGUUCACAUUCACCUGCGUCGGCGACGAUACCCCAGUCAUACUUGGUGUAUCGAGCAAACCGCUUCUAUAUACAAACUCUUUGGAAUAUCGUUAUUUUUUUAAUUGUGUUGUGCCAGUAUCCUAAGAAACAAUUCAAAAUGGCGGCAGGGAGGCAUUGGAUAAAUGUAUUUGCAUUAUUAGCCACUGUGACGAUCGUCUCAUGCGUCCAAGUUGAGGACCCUUGCAAGCUCAAAUCCCGUGUGACCGCUGAUGAUAAGUACUGCGAUAAGUACUGGGAGUGUGAGAACGGUCAAGCAGUGCAGUACGACUGUCCCAAUGGUCUGGUGUUCGCGGGCAAACACAGGGGGGUGACGGAGGGCUGCGACUACCCGUGGAGAUCGAAUUACUGCGAGUACCCUAAAGUGCAGAUAAACCCACCUAUCGGCACUGAGCACUGCGACUGGCUAUACGGGAUCUUCGGCCACGAGACCUCCUGCACAAGGUACUGGACCUGCUGGAACGGCACUGCGACUGAACAGCUCUGCAUUGGAGGUCUCCUGUACAAUGAGAACGCCCAUUCCUGCGACUGGCCGGAGAAUGUUGAUGGUUGUCAGAAGCAUCCUCUCUGCAAUGAGGACCCUAACGGUAACGUGCCGCUCGGCAAGUCCUGCAACCGCUACUGGCAGUGCCAGGGCGGCUACCCGCGGCUUCAGCGCUGCCCCGCUAUGCUGGUGUUCGACCGUCGCUCGCUGAGGUGCGUGGUGCCUCCCACUGAAGAGUGUGACGUGCCAACUACCACCGCCCCACCACCAGAAGAGGAGCAAGAACAGAGGCAACAGCAGAUCCCGCACAAGUCCAACCGUCCAAGCAAGGAGUACAACCAGGAUGGACAACGCCCGAGACCCAGAAACUAAAGACUAUCCAAAGGCAUCGUAUUCAUUGCCAAAUUUAAUUUAGACUUUAAAUAUAUCCAAAGUAGAUUUAAAAUAGACGAGCAAUAGACAUGUUGAUUGAGACGUAUUGGAUUAGAAAGUGUGAGGUUAUUGGUAUGGCUCUAUUUCAGACGAAGAAAUAAUUAGCUAUUUAUGUGUUUAUUUCUGAGAUCAGAUGAUAUAUUAUCUUAUUUUUGUUAUUUUUUGGAAGCUUAGUUAGCUUACUUUUUCAAAACACAUUCUAGAAUUGGAACUAGAAAUAUUUUUAAAAGCUGAUACAUCUUCACUGCAAACGUUUUAAUAUACAAUGCCUAUUAUGUAGUUUAUUUAAAACCUUCCUUCAUCUUGGAGAUUAGUUAUGAAGUAUAUACUCCAAAGGCUCUCAAAGGGAAAAGUUUUAUCGUGCCUCCAUGUUUGCUUUUCAACUUCUCAUAUUCCAUAUGUUAAUAAUAUUCCCCACCCUUAUUCGUUUAAGUGUUUCAUCGACGAGCGUCUAAACCGACGCGGCUUUCUCAGAUGUUCAAAAAAGACAUUGUUUUCUAGUACUAACGAUUUAUUGAUGGACCAAUUGAAUAUUGCAAUGAAUUUGUUUAAUGUAAGAAAGAUCUGAUCAUUUUUAAUAGAAUUAACGUACGCAGCUAUGCUAUAUAUGUAUUGUAGACAGCCUUGUGUAGCAUAAUUAAUUGAAUGAUGUUCUGAUGAAAUUAGAAACGCCGCAACCCAAGCGUUCGUUGAUGUUACGAGUAUGCUUCUUAAUUAGGGCUAUUUAGAUAUGUGUAAAUUAUCUUCGAAAUGAUUUGUGAAAGAAAUACUCAAUUAACAGACAUUAUCCAUUAGUUUAAGCAUAAGUUAAUUUUAGGUUAAAUAAAAGUACGUCAUAAAUUUAUAA